UUUGUAAAAUUAACCCUUUUCCCCCCUUUGUCCUCUCUUCCCCCUCUUCUUCUCCAUCCUCCAGUUGAUGAAUCUCUAUUCUCUCUAAAUCUAGGGCUAGGGUUUCUCACUCGUUAAAAAAAAUGUCAGGUAAGUUGAUGCCCAAUCUCGAUCAACAGAGCACCAAGCUCCUCAACCUCACCGUCCUUCAGAGGAUCGAUCCCUUCGUUGGGGAGAUUCUCAUGACCGCAACUCAUGUAACCUUCUAUGAAUUCAAUAUCGAGCUCAAUCAAUGGAGCCGCAAGGAUGUUGAAGGAUCUCUCUUCGUUGUCAAGAGGAACACUCAACCAAGAUUUCAGUUUAUUGUCAUGAAUCGACGUAGCACAGAUAAUCUGGUGGAGGACCUCUUAGGUGAUUUUGAAUAUGAAGUUCAGGCUCCUUAUUUAUUGUACCGAAAUGGAGCACAAGAAGUAAAUGGUAUAUGGUUUUAUAAUUCACAGGAUUGUGAAGCUGUGGCAGGCCUUUUCAGCAGGAUUCUUAGUGCAUUUUCCAAGGUCCCUCCAAAGCCUAAAGUAUCUUCCGCCAAAAGCAGUGAAUUUGAGGAAUUGGAAGCAGUUCCUAGUUUAGAUGUCAUUGAAGGUCCUCUUGAACCAUCAAGAUCUUCUGUUGCCACGUCGGUGCCUGACGUUCCCGAUAGCUCAUUCGUGAACUUUUUCAGUGCAGCAAUGAAUAUUGGAAAUGCUCCAACUGUUGCAACUGCAGGACAGCCACACCCAUCGUCUGCAAAUACUCCCAUACCUUCAUCACAUUCACCAAAUGCCAUCCCAUCCACCGUGUCGAUUCUUCAGUCUGCACCCUCUCAUCCGACUUCAUCCGCUCCAUUAGUGCCUUUUCUUGAUCCUCAAGAAUCUAGUAACAACCACUCUACAAAUCUUGUUAAACCUUCCUUUUUCUCACCCCCAACUUCUUCAAUGAUGAUGCCGCAAAUUCCAACUUCAGUGCCAACUGCUCCUCCUUUACAUCCUCCGGUGACCAUGCAACGGCCAUAUGGCACUCCAUUACUUCAACCCUUUCCACCACCAAAUCCACCUCCAUCUCUUACUCCUGUUCCAAGUGGACCAGGUAUCACAAAGGAAAAGGUUCGUGAUGCGUUAUUGCGGCUUGUGCAGAAUAAUGAGUUCAUUGAUAUGGUAUACAGAGAGAUGCUGAAUGCACACAAUGCAUAGUUGACCAAGACUCGAUGACUGGUUUUGUUAAAUGUAGAUUGUGUUUGAUGUUUAUCUAGAGUGAGGUUUUGUAUAUCUUCCGUCAAGUCAGUUGUGGUGAGUGGAAUUUUGUUAGUUUGUCCAUUUUGACACUUUGUUCCCCUCUUUUGCCUUUUGCUGUUUAUGUUGUGAAUGGAGGUAUAUUUAAAAGUAUGGCGCAGGAGUUUCAGGUUCAAAGCAUCUCGCAUAUUCUCUUCAAA
Messenger RNA from Asparagus officinalis (garden asparagus), 1444 nucleotides. Its product is annotated as mRNA-decapping enzyme-like protein. Gene Ontology annotation, cellular component: P-body. The coding region runs from base 123 to 1205 and encodes 360 amino acids. The transcript has 8 exons. Gene Ontology annotation, biological process: deadenylation-independent decapping of nuclear-transcribed mRNA; deadenylation-dependent decapping of nuclear-transcribed mRNA; positive regulation of catalytic activity. Lineage: Eukaryota; Viridiplantae; Streptophyta; Magnoliopsida; Asparagales; Asparagaceae. The record is from RefSeq and is a predicted model, not a curated record. Gene Ontology annotation, molecular function: mRNA binding; enzyme activator activity.